CAGGUGUCUUGUACAGGUGUUCAGUCGGCUAGUGGCGCGUAUUCGCGUGUCCGGUAUAUACGCUAUUCUCUCGGCACGAUAAAGUAUUUUACCGAUGUUGAAUAAAUAUAUAAAAAAAAGUGCGUGAAAUUUUUAUUUCAAAUCCAUAAAAAUGUCUCGAUCAUGGUGUGAAGUGAUAGAUUCGAAAUAUCGUGAAAGGUGAUUAUUGCUAAGAGUAAAAUUUUCACACGAAAGAUUGGCGGCCGACAUCGCGGGUUAUAUUGCAGUUGGAUAUUAUGCUAAUCACAUUACGGUCAGAAUGCGGGAGGAAGAACUUGAGAUAUCACUCAAGGUGGUGAUAGUCGGUAAUGGUGCUGUGGGGAAAUCGUCGAUGAUCCAAAGGUUUUGCAAGGGCACUUACACGAGAGACUAUAAGAAGACCAUCGGUGUCGAUUUUCUGGAACGGGAGAUAGAGGUGGAUGGCGAGGACGUAAGACUGAUGCUGUGGGAUACUGCCGGUCAGGAGGAAUUCGACGCAAUCACUGCGGCUUAUUAUCGCGGCGCCCAUGCCUGCGUCCUCGCUUAUUCAGCCACGGACAGAGAUUCCUUCGACGCCAUUCCUUCGUGGAAAUUGAAGGUGGAGAACGAGUGCGGCGAAAUUCCCACGGUUCUUGUACAAAACAAAAUGGACCUCGUUGAUCAGUGCGUCAUUGAUCCGGACGAAGCUGAGAGACUUGGUCGUGCCCUCGGCUGUAAGCUUUUAAGAACAUCCGUGAAAGAGGACGUCGGAGUCAUGAGCGUCUUCCGGCACUUGGCAUCAAGAUGUCUCCAUGAGAUGCGUCGCUGUGACGACGAUUAUCAGGACGACCUGAGAUUAUACUCGGCCGGACCUAGAUCUCCUUCCGUAAUAAGUGCAUUUAGUCCGAAUGGGUCCACGUGUGGUCGGAGUACAGGGAAUGGUACCAUAGUUUUGCGACCAGGAACCAAGGCAAAGAAUCAUAAGAAAAAAAAUUUUGUAAAAAACGCUUGUAGGCUACUUUAGUCUUUGCGUGGAUAAAUACGCGAUAAAUUGUAACGAAUACUUCAACCAUGUACAGACUGAUAUAUUCAUAUUUAUGAAGAUAUAAAUAGCUUUUGUACGAUUGUUUCGAUGCCUAUAAAAUUGGUUUUAGGAUUGUUAUGAAAUACGCACAGUAUUUUACGCAGAGUAUCAAAGAUAUAACGAGAAAAAUUGAAUGCGAUUAAUUUUGAACAGUAUUGCGUGUAUUAAUUUGUGAUACACAUUUCCUUCGACAAACGAUUAUAGAAGAGCUGCCACUUCAUAGUUCGCUUUAACUUAUUUCAAUUAUGCGUUAUUAUUACGCAGUGUUUGUUAAUUAUGAAUGAAAAAAAUAUCAGUUUAACUAAAUACUGCUUAGUUAGAUACUUUUAUUAAAUAAAAUGUGAAAAAUAUAGAAG
This is a messenger RNA of Bombus impatiens (common eastern bumble bee), 1437 nucleotides long. It is a transcript of the gene Rab23, whose product is annotated as ras-related protein Rab-23. NCBI's taxonomy places the organism in Eukaryota, Metazoa, Arthropoda, Insecta, Hymenoptera, Apidae. The coding region runs from base 299 to 1021 and encodes 240 amino acids. The record is from RefSeq and is a predicted model, not a curated record. Gene Ontology annotation, molecular function: GTP binding; GTPase activity. The transcript is spliced from 6 exons.